UUCUCACUCAUCACCCCCUCUCAAUCCUCCACCAAAACAUACAAAAACUCCACUCACACACUACACUACACAAAACCCAAGUGACCAAUCCUCAGAUUUUCUCCAUUGCUAACCUAAAAACACUAGGGGAAACAGAUGAACAUGAGGCCUAAACCCCAUCAAGCUUUGAACUUUAAGUUUCUUCUUCUUGGUGUCUUCAUUGCUUUCUUCCUUCUCUUCUUGUUAAGAUCAAGCUUUUCAUCUUCUUCUUCUUCGUCUUCAAAGCAGAACAUUUUUCCUGUUUUGAAACCAAAAACCUCUAAAGCAAUGAAAGAAACAGCGGAAAAUUGUUCUCCAACGUGUGCCAAGAUCCCUCGCUCUCUAGCGCAAACUCUCAUCCACUACUCAACCUCAACCAUCACACCACAACAAACCCUCAAGGAAAUCUCAGUGACAGCAAGAGUUCUAGACAAGAAGUCACCAUGUAAUUUCUUGGUCUUUGGCUUAGGCCAUGACAGUCUCAUGUGGAGCUCACUCAACUUUGGUGGCCGCACAAUCUUCCUCGAAGAAGACGAGUCAUGGAUCGAACAGAUCAAACUACGCUUUCCCAUGUUGGAAUCAUACCAUGUCACCUAUGAUACCAAGGUGAACCAGGCAGAUAAUCUAAUGGAGGUAGGCAGAGGACCUGAGUGUACAUCACUUGUUGAUCUUAAAUACUCCAUAUGCCAGCUCUCACUAAAAAGUUUGCCAAGUGAGGUCUAUGAGAUGAAGUGGGAUUUGAUAAUGGUGGAUGCUCCGACGGGGUACCACGAGGAGGCGCCUGGGAGGAUGAGUGCCAUAUACACGGCGGGGAUGAUUGCUAGGAACAGAGAGGAAGGAGCAGAGACUGAUGUAUUUGUGCAUGAUGUGAAUAGAGAGGUUGAAGAUAGGUUUUCAAUGGAGUUUCUUUGUGAAAAGUAUAUGAAGAAACAAGAAGGAAGAUUAAGGCAUUUCACCAUUCCUAGUCACAGAGAUGGCUCUGCCACCAACAAGCCAUUCUGUCCAUGACUAGUAGAUCAUUGAAUAUGUUAUUGUAUUUUUUGUUUCCUGUUUUUGAGAAAAAAAUCUAUUGGGAUUGAAUUUAUAGUUUUGC
This is a messenger RNA of Tripterygium wilfordii, 1111 nucleotides long. RefSeq names its product glucuronoxylan 4-O-methyltransferase 1. Bases 136 to 1026 code for a protein of 296 amino acids. Lineage: Eukaryota; Viridiplantae; Streptophyta; Magnoliopsida; Celastrales; Celastraceae. The record is from RefSeq and is a predicted model, not a curated record. Gene Ontology annotation, biological process: xylan biosynthetic process. The transcript is spliced from 2 exons.